GCAGGUUGCUGGAGGUGAGCAGUGUACGCAGAGCCGAGGGAUAUAAUUGAACAUGUGUCUUACGUGGUUCUAACAACACCUAACUGGUAAAGAUGAUGCCUCGCCAUGUUAUGCUUUGCACUCUAACUUUUGCACUUUGUGACCUGACUCUAUCCACAGUUCUGUAUAUAUACAGCUGUAAAAAGGCAAGUUUCUUUGAAGAUGUGAUGCAGUUUAAUAUAUUUCACUCUAUGCUGGAUAUCUGGGGGACUACUCUAUUGAGGACCUGUAUAUGUGUUGGAGCUGUCAUAGGUGUCUCCUGGAACAGGGAGAAUGGUCCCCAGCGGCUGCGGGCAUUUAUAAAUCCAAUGACUUUGCUGUGCUACCUCAUUGCUUCUUAUGCCAUGAUUAAAUUGCUGCUGUUUUCUGAAGAGGAAAAGCCAGUACAAGAUGCCUGGUUCUGGAGUCUCCUGUCAUGGACCUGGCUGUCAUCAGCUCUAACACUCUUUGCAUGGAAACAGAUGGGAGAUUUCACUCCUUGCAGACAGGAGACAACGUAUUCUGGCCUUCUAGAAGACCAGGAGGUGGCACAGGUGGACACACAGAGGAGAGAGGUAGAAAGUGACACAUCCGGGGCAACCAUAGGAAGACUACUAUCGUACUCUAAACAGGAUUCUGGUUAUCUCUUCAUAGCUUUUUUUUUCCUUCUUCUAUGCACAAUGGGGGAAAUAUUCAGCCCAUAUUACACAGGGCUGGUCAUAGAUGGUAUUGUCGUCCAAAGAAGUUUGAAGCAGUUUUCCAGCGCAGUUGUAAUACUAGCAGUUCUGGCUGUGGGGAGUUCAUUUUCCGCAGGGUUACGGGGCGGUCUUUUUACAUUCACAUUCGCCAGACUGAAUAUCAGGAUCCGAAACCUGCUUUUCCGUUCCUUGACAUCGCAGGAAAUCGGUUUCUUUGAUGAGAAUCACACAGGUGACAUCAUCUCUCGUCUGACUUCUGAUACAACAAUCGUCAGUGAUGUGGUCUCUGAAAACGUUAAUGUCUUCCUGCGCAGUGUGGUAAAAUCCGUGGGUGUGAUAGUCUUCAUGUUCAGCCUGUCAUGGCAGCUCUCGCUGUUGACCUUCCUGGGAUUCCCCAUCAUCAUGCUGGUUUCCAGGGUUUAUGGCAAAUAUUACAAGAAACUUGCCAAAGAGGUGCAGACUGCAUUAGCAAAGGCCAACAGCACUGCAGAGGAAACUAUUUCUGCAAUGAAAACUGUCCGGAGUUUUGCUAAUGAGGAGACGGAGGCCAAUGUGUAUAGUGAUAAGCUACAGCGACUCUACUCCCUGUACAAAAAAGAAGCGUUUGCCUAUACUUACUAUAUAUGGUCUACUGGAUUUACAGAAGUGGCACUACAAAUUAGCAUACUUUACUAUGGUGGACACCUCGUAAUAUCAGGGCAAAUGACCAGUGGUAAUUUGAUUUCCUUUGUCAUCUAUGAAUUUCUUCUAGGUGACUGCAUGGAGUCCAUUGGAUCAGUAUAUGGAGGGCUAAUGCAAGGUGUUGGUGCUGCAGAAAAGGUGUUUGAAUUCAUAGACCGCAAACCAAAGAUGGUCAAUAACGGCACCCUGGCCCCUGAGCAUUUGGAAGGUAAAGUGGAGUUCCGAAACAUCACCUUCUCAUAUCCUACCCGGCCAAGGGCACAAGUGUUAAAGAAUAUGUCUUUUACACUGUAUCCUGGGAAAGUCACCGCACUAGUGGGACCAUCAGGAAGUGGGAAGAGCUCCUGUGUGAAUAUCCUAGAGAACUUUUAUCCUGUGCAGGAAGGAGAAGUACUCCUGGAUGGUUAUCCCACCACAAUGUAUGACCAUAAAUACCUGCAUGCAAAGGUAUCAAUGGUGAGCCAAGAGCCUGUGCUAUUUGCCCGUUCCAUUGAGAGUAAUAUUUCAUAUGGAUUGAGUACUGUGCCCCUGGAGCUUGUUAUUGGUUCAGCCAAAAGAGCCAAUGCCCAUGGCUUUAUCACGGAACUUCAGGAUGGAUAUGCCACAGAAACUGGAGAAAAGGGUGCACAGCUUUCUGGGGGGCAGAAGCAGAGAGUGGCUAUUGCCAGAUCCUUGAUCCGGAAUCCUAGAGUUCUGAUACUGGAUGAAGCCACUAGUGCUCUGGAUACAGAGAGUGAGCAUGCUAUCCAGCAAGCAAUGAAUAAUGAUCUGCAGGGUCGCACAGUGCUAAUUAUAGCACACAGACUGAGCACUGUGGAGAAAGCACACAAUAUCAUUGUUUUAGACAAAGGCACCGUGGUUCAGCAAGGGAGUCACAAAGAGCUGAUGGAGGAAGGCGGACUGUAUUCCCAGCUCGUUCAACGGCAAGUCUCUGGCCUGGGAUCAGAGGAAAAAGAUCACAUGAGGUCAACACGUCAGCAGGAAGAAGUCACAGAAAAAUGAUACUGCUACAGAUCUGGGACUACAGUACUCAAAGGCUUACCUCAACAUACCGUAGAAACAAAAUAGAUCUGUGCAUGAGUCUACUGGAGAUACAAGAACCUAACACCUCAAUGUGUUCAACAUUAUAGCAGAGCUUCAUCGCUACAAUAGUAGGCACCUGUAAAGAUGUACAACUAGUCUAUAUUGUAGCGGCUGUGCACUGCAUUUUACUAC
Nanorana parkeri is the source of this 2612-nucleotide messenger RNA. RefSeq names its product ATP binding cassette subfamily B member 9 (gene ABCB9). The record is from RefSeq and is a predicted model, not a curated record. The transcript is spliced from 12 exons. Gene Ontology annotation, cellular component: lysosomal membrane. The coding region runs from base 93 to 2399 and encodes 768 amino acids. Gene Ontology annotation, biological process: transmembrane transport; peptide transport. Gene Ontology annotation, molecular function: ATP binding; ABC-type oligopeptide transporter activity; ATP hydrolysis activity. NCBI's taxonomy places the organism in Eukaryota, Metazoa, Chordata, Amphibia, Anura, Dicroglossidae.